This is a messenger RNA of Eutrema salsugineum, 1434 nucleotides long. RefSeq names its product ATPase family AAA domain-containing protein 1-B. Bases 131 to 1318 code for a protein of 395 amino acids. The record is from RefSeq and is a predicted model, not a curated record. Gene Ontology annotation, molecular function: ATP binding; ATP hydrolysis activity. Gene Ontology annotation, cellular component: mitochondrial outer membrane. NCBI's taxonomy places the organism in Eukaryota, Viridiplantae, Streptophyta, Magnoliopsida, Brassicales, Brassicaceae. The transcript is spliced from 5 exons.
GCUGUUCCUGAAAUUUCGGUCAAGGAGAUUUCAUCUUCCUUACCUAUCCUUCAAGAAUUAGGGUUCUUCGUUUCUCCAAUUCCCAAAUCCUCUUUCAGCGAAGGGUUUGUGUUUGAGACAAGCAAAAGAUAUGAAGAGAUCUCUGGGAAAGAAGGAUACAAGUUUCUUAGAGCAAUUGAUUCUGUACGUCGCAGGCGCUGCAUUGACUAGCUUGACUCUAUACGUUGGUCUCCGUCAACUUGACCCGAAUCGCGACGCUGCUAAAAAGGCUCUCAAGCAUAAGCGAGAACUCGCCAAGCGUUUGGGUCGUCCUCUUAUCCAAACCAAUCAAUACGAGGAUGUAAUAGCUUGUGAUGUUAUAAACCCACAAAAUAUUGAUGUGGAGUUUGGUUCCAUUGGAGGGUUGGAGUCAACGAAGCAAGCUUUGUAUGAGCUUGUGAUUCUACCGUUGAAGAGACCUGAGCUCUUUGCUUAUGGGAAGCUGCUUGGUCCUCAAAAGGGUGUUUUGUUGUAUGGUCCUCCUGGAACUGGGAAGACAAUGCUCGCUAAGGCUAUCGCAAGAGAAUCAGAAGCUGUUUUCAUCAACGUGAAGGUUUCUAAUCUUAUGAGCAAGUGGUUUGGUGAUGCACAGAAACUCGUGGCUGCUGUAUUUAGCUUGGCGCACAAACUCCAACCUGCGAUUAUCUUUAUCGACGAGGUGGACAGUUUUCUUGGACAGCGACGUUCAACAGAUAAUGAAGCAAUGGGGAAUAUGAAGACCGAGUUUAUGGCUUUAUGGGACGGGUUUACUACAGACCAGAAUGCGAGGGUGAUGGUUCUUGCUGCAACUAACAGACCUUCAGAGCUCGAUGAAGCUAUAUUAAGGCGUUUUCCUCAGGCCUUUGAGAUCGGGAUGCCUGAUCGCAAAGAGAGAGCUCAGAUACUUGAAGUGGUUUUGAAAGGAGAGAGAGUCGAACCAGGUAUUGACUAUGAUCGUAUAGCUCGCUUAUGUGAAGACUAUAGCGGAUCAGAUAUCUUUGAGCUCUGCAAAAAAGCAGCUUACUUCCCAAUCAGAGAGAUCCUAGAGGAGGAGAAGAAGGGCAGACAAAUUUCGGUUCCUAGGCCAUUAACACAGGUGGACUUGGAGAAGGUUCUUGCCACCUCAAAGAAGACGCAGGUUGCUGCAAGUGAGUACUCUGGUUUAAGCUCACAAUAUUCAGUGUGGAGAAGCCCAAGUGAUAACGACGAGGUCCAGGCAGCUAUAAAUGGCAUCUCAAAGCUUCUCGUCUCGCAGAUUAUAAACCAUCAGUCAGAUUCAAAUCAGCGUGAUUCAGAAUAGAAACGUGAUUCACUGGAGAUUUGUAUAGCCACAAAAGUAUACCAAAAGAAUAUACACUUUUUUUUCAAAUGUAUGAAUAAGUUUGAGGCAUUUCCUUGUUGUGACUUAUUUGUUAA